GGUGUCAUGGACUGAUUAGUAUUUCGAAUGAAUAUCAAUGGAUUCUAUCAAAAUUUUGUCUCUGUUGAAAUCAUCUUUAACAUCAGUGAAACGAGGGAAACUGUUGCACCAGAAGAUUGUUACUUUAGGGUUACAAAGCAACAUUAACUUAUCCAAGAAUCUAAUUAAUUUAUACACGUCUUGCGAAGAUUUCCAUUCCGCUAAAUUGGUUUUUCAAAAUCUUGAGAACCCUCUUGAUAUCACUUUGUGGAAUGGUCUCAUUGCUUCUUAUACUAAGAACCAAUUGUUCAAUGAAGCUCUUGACCUCUUUGACAAGCUGUUGCAAUUCCCAUAUCUUAAACCUGAUAGUUACACCUUUCCUAGUGUACUCAAGGCUUGUAGUGGUUUAGGAAAUGUCCGAUAUGGUCAAAUGAUACAUGCUCAUUUGAUUAAAACUGGGCUUUUAUCAGAUGUUGUUGUGACAAGUUCAGUGAUUGGUGUGUAUGCCAAAUGUGACUUGUUCGCUUCUGCUAUACAACUGUUUGAUGAAAUGCCUGAAAGAGACAUUCCGUGUUGGAAUACUGUCAUUUCGUGCUACUAUCAAAAUGGGCAAUUUCAUAAAGCCCUUCAAUUCUUUGACAAGAUGAAAGAUUUGAGAUAUAUGCCUAAUUCGGUUACCUACACAGCUGCAAUCUCAUCAUGUGGGAGGCUUUUAGAUAUUGAAAGAGGGGAGACAAUUCAUCGGGAAUUAGUAAAUAAUAAGUUUCUGUUGGAUGGUUUUGUAAGUGCUGCUCUUGUCGACAUGUAUGGGAAAUGUGGCCUCUUAGAGAAGGCUAAAGAAAUUUUUGAGCAAAUCCCUGCCAAGAGUUUGGUUUCUUGGAACUCCAUGAUAUCUGGGUACAGCUUGAGAGGUGAUAGCAAAUCAUGCAUUCAGCUUUUACAAAGGAUGAACAAAGAAAACAUGAAACCCUCUUCUGUGACUUUAAGUAGCUUAUUAAUGGCGUGCUCUAAAUCUGCUCAACUGCAGCACGGGAAGUUUUUUCAUGCAUAUAUAAUUCGAAAUAACAUACUAUCUGAUGACUUUCUUAAUGCUUCACUUGUUGACUUAUAUUUCAAAUGUGGCAGAGUUGAGACUGCGCAAAACAUCUUCAGUAAGAUGGCAAAGAACAAUGUGGAAGCAUGGAAUGUAAUGAUCUCUGGACAUGUGUCAGCUGGCUACUACUUGGAGGCACUUGCCCUUUAUAAUGACAUGAAAUUGGCAGGGAUAAAGCCUGAUGCAAUCACUUUGACUAGUGCCUUGGUAUCUUGUUCACAGUUGGCAGCCUUAGACCAUGGCAAGGAGAUCCACAAGUGUAUCAUUGAUAAUAAGUUGGAAUCCAAUGAAAUUGUUAUGGGAUCGCUGCUUGAUAUGUAUGCUAAAUGUGGUGCAGUAAGUGAAGCUUUUAAAGUCUUUGAUGAGUUGCCUGAGAGAGAUCUGGUAUCAUGGACUACAAUGAUUGCAGCAUAUGGAUCUCAUGGCCAAGCUUUUGAAGCGCUUAAACUCUUUAAUGAAAUGCUGCAUUCUAAUGUAAAACCCGAUAGAGUUGCAUUCCUCGCAGUAAUUUCUGCAUGUGCUCAUGGAGGAUUAGUGGAUGAAGGUUACCAGUAUUUUAAUUUAAUGGUCAGUGGCGAUGGCAUUCAACCGUCAGCUGAAGAGUACUCAUGUCUAAUUGACCUUCUUGGACGUGCUGGAAGAUUGCGUGAAGCCUAUGCAAUUCUGCAGAGCAACCCGGACACCAGGGAGGGUGUUGAGUUGUUAAGCGCAUUAGUUUCUGCAUGCCAUUUGCAUGGGGAGUUAGAGAUUGGAGAAGAAAUUGCAAAGAUGCUUACUCAAAAGGAUGAAGAUGAUCCAUCCACUUAUGUUAUUUUAGCAAAAAUAUAUGCUUCGCAGAACAAAUGGAAUGAGGUACGCAAGUUGAGACUGAAGAUGAAGGAGCUGGGGUUGAGGAAGAAACCUGGAUGUAGUUGGAUUGAAGUAGACAAGAGGAUUCAAACAUUCCUGGCAGAUGAUAAAUCAUUCCUGCUAGUAGACGAUGUUUAUCAAUGUCUAUCUUUAAUAAAUAGUGACAUGGAAACCUAUGAAUGCUUAAACAUUGAUAGCAAGGGAGAUGGAUACUACUCAAAGCCAACAACUUGACCAUCAAUCUCCUUGCUUAUAGACAUAACUUUGUUUUUCCAUAAAACGACAAUCAUAUUUCUGCCUCUCACUGACAAACUGAUCAGGAUGACCAUUUUCGGUCUCUUAUGGACCUUCACCUCAUAGUGGAUAAGAGCAAGAUCCUUCACAUUCAAAUUGACAGUUUUGAAAUAUUUAAGGUAGGAUGUCUUGUUCACAAGGUUCAGCUCUUAGAGGUGAGUUUGGAAUGAACAGCCGGUUAUGUGUCAGAGCUUCUACAUGGAGGCUCUUGACGCAUACUGCCAUGAAGGUGGCUGAGGUAAGGAGAUCCUAUGUCUCCUUACCUCUUUACCUUGGCUAUGGAAUAUUUAAACAGAUCAUUGAAGCAACUUAGGCAUGUGGCCUUCAAGUAUCAUCUAAAAUGUGCCAACAUGAAAUUGGUGCAUAUUUUUGCUGCAGUGAUGUACCAUUCUGGAUUGAGAGAAACAGUUGAAGGUUUAAUAAAGUAGCAAGGGAAGCACAAAAAGAAUCAUAUUGCAGCUGCAUAUUGUGGGACAGAGACGACUCAAGUGGAAGAGUAUACUAGAAAAUGUUAAUAGCUUUUCAUGUUAAAAGAGUCCGAAUUUUUGUUUGUACAAUGGUUCAGACCCUUCCUAGAAGGUGUCGAGUUCAUUAGUUUUAUUAAGAUAGUAGUCCUUUGAUUGCAGCUCUUGUUAUUUGUUUUUUUUUUUGUAGGAACCAACUCUAGAGUCCAAUGAAUUAGUCGUGUACAUUGCCUAUACUUUGGUGAAAUAAAAUUCAGAGUUUAA
This is a messenger RNA of Solanum tuberosum (potato), 2943 nucleotides long. Its product is annotated as pentatricopeptide repeat-containing protein At5g27110. Gene Ontology annotation, cellular component: intracellular membrane-bounded organelle. Bases 38 to 2155 code for a protein of 705 amino acids. Gene Ontology annotation, molecular function: protein binding; RNA binding. The record is from RefSeq and is a predicted model, not a curated record. The transcript has 2 exons. Lineage: Eukaryota; Viridiplantae; Streptophyta; Magnoliopsida; Solanales; Solanaceae. Gene Ontology annotation, biological process: RNA modification.